GUAACCAGACAACUCCAGCUCAAGUCCAACAGUCAUUCACUCGGGAGGAGCCGCAGUGUCCUACUGACACAGGCUGCUCUAUCUGAAAGCUGGAGGAUCCACGUCGAAACUUUCAGAGAUAUGGAGAGACCAGUGGACAACAUUGAGUACAAUCCAGGCAAAGAAACUAUGUGGUGGGGAACUCUGGGAACAAUGCGUCCGUUUCAGCCUUUUGAUCCAGAUCUGGAUGCUCGUCGGAUUUAUGCUGCACUGGACAACAAAACUGUUGACGUGAGGACCUUAAUAUGGAUCCUAACUAACCGGACCAAUGCCCAGAGACAGAACAUUGCUGUGGCCUACCACAACCUCGCACAGAAGGAUCUGAACGCAGUUCUGAAGAAAGCCCUGUCCGGGGCCGUGCAGGAGCUGCUGCUGGCCUUACUAAUGACCCCAGCUCAGUUCGACUCCCACCGUCUUCGCCAUUCCAUGGAGGGUCUAGGUACUGAUGAGGAAGCUCUCUUGGAGGUGUUGUGCACCAGAUCACCAGAACAGCUCCGAGAUAUCACAAUCGAGUACAAGCAGGCUUACGGACGUUACCUGGAGAAAGACCUGAUCAGUGAGACCAGCAAAGACUUCACCAAGCUGGUGCUGGCCAUACUCAAGAAGGAGGAGUUAAACACAACCGGGGAGAUUGAUUACCAGCUCAUAGCUCAAGAUGUCAAGAGUCUUAAAGAUGCCAUCAUUGCAAAGAAAUCUGACCCCACCCCCUGGAUCCAAGUGCUGACCUCUCGCAAUGCAGACCAUCUCAACAGAGUGUUCUCUAGAUUGGAAGACAUGAAUGGGGAACCGGUUGAUAAAACAGUCCAGAGCAACUUCUCAGGCGACCUGCGACUCGGUCUGCGCAUUUUGGUUCAAACAAUCCAGAAUACACCACUCUAUCUGGCCCAGCGCCUACACACCUCCAUGAAGAAAAACUCUGUUGUUCGAGGCAUCUUGGUGGGCCGGAGUGAGGAGGACCUCCUGUGGGUGAGGGUCCAUUUCCGCAAGCUGGCCAACAGUUCUCUCUACUCAACUAUAGAGAAAGAAUUUAAAGGGGACCUGCAGCUGGCUCUGCUGGGUAUUUGCCGAUCGGAAGACAUAUAGGGGAACUCUUGUAUUUGCUGUGGUUCUGUUUUAGAAAGUUUUCAUUAGUAUACAGUAAAUGCCCUCUUUCUGUAACAAGCUCUGCAAACUAUGUUUAUCUACCACUAGGAGGAGUCAUAGUCUGCCAUAAUAAGUUGAAGAGGCUCAACGAUUGUACUGGAUAUUUAAGCUUCACCUUUUAUUUUGUACAUUUUUAUCUGUGUAAUAAAACGAUGAUAAAUAAAUAAAUUAACAAAGAAUAAAA
This is a messenger RNA of Astyanax mexicanus (Mexican tetra), 1366 nucleotides long. Its product is annotated as annexin A2. NCBI's taxonomy places the organism in Eukaryota, Metazoa, Chordata, Actinopteri, Characiformes, Acestrorhamphidae. Gene Ontology annotation, cellular component: cytoplasm. The record is from RefSeq and is a predicted model, not a curated record. Gene Ontology annotation, molecular function: calcium ion binding; calcium-dependent phospholipid binding. Bases 121 to 1122 code for a protein of 333 amino acids. The transcript has 13 exons.